AAACGCUUUUUUUUUUUUUUUUUUUUUUUUCGCAGGGCUUUCUCCUCCAUCACUUCCUUUCUAUUGAGCAAUGUGUUGUCAGGCAGGGAGGUGUGAGGAGCCGGGCUCUUCACUCCUUCACGCUGCUCAGGAGGAGCCAUGGCGGAGCGGAGCCUGAGGAGGGACCCCAGCAGAGACCGGGGAGGGGAGGACGCUUACCUGCCCGGACCAGCUUCAACUAUCACUGACUGAAUACAAUGGUGACGGCGGCUGCUAAAGUUUUACACGCGUCUUCAGCUCUUGUCACGGGUGGCAUGUUCAACUUUUCAUUCACUGACAUUUCCGUGAUGUCGCAGAGUUAGUUCUGCUUUUCGUCCCGUCCUGUGGAGCGUCCGCCUUGGGGCGUAAAUCUGGCGCACUGUCCCGCAGUGGCUCAUAGAGCGCCUCUUUAAUAUUUCAAAGUCAGUGGGGAGGGGAGGGGAGGGGUGGGGGGGUUAACAUGGGGGCAAAGCAGAGCAGCCCGACUGCUAACCCGGCUGCUAACGGACGGACCAGAGCCUACUCCGGGUCGGACCUGCCCUCCAGCACGGCCAGCAGCAACGGCGGUAAUGUGAGCAGGACUACCGCCGGGGGUGUGAGGUACCACGCGUACGGCGCGUCCGGAGCCUCCGGGGCCAGCACCAGCCAGCACCCUGGAGCGAGAGCCAGGUCUGCGGGGGGCUCCGGGACCCGACCUCAGUCCGGUAUUAACAUACCGAACAGCAGCGGAGCCUACAGCUCCCCGGAGUCCGGCAGCAGCCCGGAGGAUGCGGGGGACCGGGAGCAGGGAUCGAGCGGAGGAGGAGGAGGAGGGCACGAAGGUCCCCGGCUGAUGAUCGGAUCGUUACCAGCACACCUCUCGCCUCAUCUGUUCGGAGGCUUCAAGUGCCCUGUGUGCUCCAAGUUUGUGUCCUCAGAUGAGAUGGAUCUUCACCUGGUCUUGUGUUUAACCAAACCCAGAGUCACAUACAACGAGGACGUCCUGACUAAGGAUGCUGGAGAAUGUGCGAUCUGCCUGGAGGAUCUGGCACAGGGAGACACCAUCGCUCGCCUGCCAUGCCUCUGCAUCUACCACAAAGGCUGUAUCGAUGAGUGGUUUGAAGUCAACCGAUCAUGUCCAGAGCAUCCAUCAGAUUAAAGCUUUUUUUUGCACAGGUACUCUGGAAUGAGAGCGACCUACAAUCGGAAGUGUGGAUCCACGAGACUGCUGGACACUGUGACCACUGUGAUCAGUUCAACCCACUAAUGUAGUACCACAGUGUGCCAAAUCUCAUUUAAGCAAUCUUCAGGGAAACAGACUUUUGUGUUUUUGUUUGAGUUGCACAUUCACGCUCAGUCUGAGACUGGAACGGACUGACCUCCGCCUCGCGGGACACGGUGAUGGGCGGGGGCCACUGGACAGCCGAUAUCAGCUGAUUGUACACCUGGGACACUGGAGGAGGUGGAUGUGGUCCUAGAGGUGGGGGGGGGGGGCAUGUGGAGGGGGGGGGGGGGUGAUGUGUGGAUGGCACCCUCCCCUCUCUGACUCUGCCCCAUGCCUCCUUCUCAGCAUCAGUGUCUACCAGUGCCUUGUUGUUGUUGUUGUUGUUGUUGUGACGCCCCGGCCACAGCAGUGCGGGGGACAGAGGAGUCCAGACUGUCAGCAGAGCCAGCCGGUCCACUGAGCCGACCUAACAGGACCAUCAAACCACUACUGCCAUCCUACCAGAGCAGGAGAAACAAGCCAGAGACAGACUGCAGCGCGAGGAUCCGUCUGCACCUGCAGCUCGGGAACCUUUUUCAGAAACGAAGCUGCUGAAAUUAUGGUGCCAAUCAACUGUGAAAACUGUCACACACACGCACACACACACACACACACACACACACACACACACACUUCAUGAGUGCUUUUUAAUCAUAUUCCAAGGAAUAAUGGUCCUCAGGUACAAAAACCUGUCCCCAUUUGUUGAAAAGGAUCCCAGCAGAGUUUGGCUGCCUCCAUGAUAAACACAUGUUUGUUCAGUUUUUUUUUUGUUAAAACAGGAACAUUUUCUUGAUUUAAUUAAAGGGGUAGUUCAGAUUUUUUGAAGUGGGCUUGUAUGAGGUACUUGUUAAUAGUAAGUGUAAUAGCCACAGGAGAGCGCGGUCAGUAUAAACAUACAUGGGUAAACAUACUGUGCAGGACAGGUUGAGUCAUUAUGCAAUAAGAAAAAAAUUACAAGCUGAAAAAUCGUUUUGAGAACAAAUCUCCUUUCAACUUUUCGAGUUAAUUUGUGAAAGUUAGAAGAGCGUCAUUAAAGUACGGGCGUUCAGUACGUCAGGGAGGUUCAGGCGUAUGUGAGCUGAGUUUACAAACCUCUACCAGCAGGUAACUCACCACCUCCUCUUGUCUUCCACAGAAGUGUUCUCCUCUCUCUCUCUUUUGGACCGGCUGAGUGGUCCCUCUGCAGACGUUUUUCCCUCUGUGUACUCAGAGUCCAUCAGAAUACCCUCAUGUAUCCAUGGUAACCAUCACGUCAUAGUCACGCUGUAAAAAGAGGUGGAGGGCAGAGCAGGCCGUGCGUGAAUGAGGACGGCGGUGGUUAUGAGGAGGACACCGUCCGAUGGCGGCAAUACUUACAUCCUCAGUAGGCCUUUUUCUGACUGCAGGAACUUCUUCACAGUUCAAGGGACUGUUGGAACCCUCCUCCUUUUUUUUACUGAUUCUGCACUGCAGGAACUAUGUACUAUUUUAUUUCCUAGAACCCCGUUUAGAGGAGCCUUUUUUAGCUCCUUAGAGUAGGUAUUAUGGCGGUGUGAAUGCAGACAGAAAAAAAGUUCCCAUGGUGUGUUGCCACAGUAAAGUGUUAAAAACAGCACAGCGCUCCCGUUUAAUAGAACAUCUUUGGUCCUGUGGUCGCAGCCUAUCACAAGCUUGUGUUAUUGAUGGGGGGGGGGGGGAAACAUGAGCUUGGGCUUGCUUGUCUGGACCCCGGUUCCUUAGCUUUCUGAACAAUAUAGUUGAAUAGUCCCUCCUGCCCUAGUGGAGAGUUUCUCUUCAAAAAGUCCCCAGAACUGUUUGGUCAGGAAAACAGCUCAAGACUUCUCGGUUGUUUUUUUCUGAAAACGAGCUGAAUUACGUGAUUACAAAUGGCCCAGUCUGCAUACAGCCUAGCUUCCAUGCCUGCCCACAGGUCCGUCUCUCACUCAAGGAGCCGUGCUGACCAGCGUCUACGUCAUCUGAAACAAAUACCUCAUACAACCCAAACCCACUUAACCAAAUCCAAACUCUCCUCUUGAAAUAGUCUUCAUGUUGUAACAGGAUGUUUUUCAUGUUGGAGAUUCUCCUCAAAGCAUCUUUUAAAGUUGAUUUUAAAGAGACACCUGAUAUUUGUGUAAUGACAUAUUGUUCUGAUAUAACUCAAAAAGGUGACGUGUUAUUAUAACAGUGUAACGUCGUGGGUGUUUAGCAAUAACAAGAAUUAUAUGAGAACAUGAAAAAUGUUAUUUUAUGACAUGAAAUGUUUUUAAUGUCAAACAAGUGAGAUGAAAAGAGGAACUAUUCUUAGGUUUUUGUCCAUUUUGCUUCUUUUUUUUUAAAGCUGUUAAAUAGCUGCUGUUGUUUUUAUAAUGUCUGUCAUCAUUUGAAUAGGCCAUGUAUUAAUUAUAGCGUUGAUCAUUCUUCAGUUGCUGCAGAGAUGAUGGAACUGGUUCCCACGUUGAAGAAAAGAAAAAAUAGUCUUUGAAAUUCACACUUUUUGCUGUUUCUCUCUUCUUUUGUAAUGCAGAAAAGUAAAGACAUUUCAGCGGA
Molecule: messenger RNA, 3787 nt
Organism: Labrus mixtus (cuckoo wrasse)
Lineage: Eukaryota; Metazoa; Chordata; Actinopteri; Labriformes; Labridae
Gene: znrf2b
Product: zinc and ring finger 2b
Exons: 5
Coding region: 479-1156 (225 amino acids)
Source: RefSeq, a predicted model, not a curated record